Messenger RNA from Rubroshorea leprosula, 1723 nucleotides. The record is from the annotation of a GenBank genome assembly. NCBI's taxonomy places the organism in Eukaryota, Viridiplantae, Streptophyta, Magnoliopsida, Malvales, Dipterocarpaceae.
UCCCUUUGCUGCAAAGUUUCAAAAACUCCGUUUUUCCAGUUGUUUAUUAUUUUUAUAUAUCAACCCACAUCUCCACAUCUCUGCUUGGCAAAGCCAUGUCCCUAAGGAAAAACAUUGCUUUGGCUGUUGCAUUUUUGGUGCUUGGAAUCCAAGCAUGCUUGUCGGAAAUCAACAGAACCAGCUUUCCUCAAGGUUUUGUGUUCGGAACCGCCUCCUCCGCUUUCCAGACAUGGAUUCAUGAUUGGGAAUGGGGAGAGGAGAUGGAAGGGCUUUCUGUUAAGGGGUUUUUUGGUCAUUGUAAGAUAAUAGAUGGUAGUAACGCUGAUGUUGCUGAGGAUCAAUACCACCGUUAUCCUGAAGAUAUACAGCUUAUGAAGGACAUGGGAAUGGAUGCCUAUAGGUUUUCCAUUGCUUGGUCUCGGAUAUUCCCUAAUGGAACCGGGCUGAUUAAUCAAGCAGGAGUUGAUCACUACAAUAAUCUCAUCAAUGGUCUACUUGCUAAUGGAAUAGAACCAUAUGUGACCCUUUACCAUUGGGAUCUUCCUCAAGCCUUGGAAGACAAAUACACUGGAUGGCUUGAUCCGCAGAUUGUAAACGACUUUGCUGUAUAUGCUGAGACAUGCUUUCAGAUGUUUGGUGAUAGGGUGAAGCACUGGAUCACAUUCAAUGAGCCUCAUACAAUUGCCAUACAAGGCUAUGAUGUAGGUCUUCAGGCACCUGGACGCUGCACCAUCCUGCUUCAUCUCUUCUGCAAGGCUGGAAACUCUACCACUGAGCCUUACAUAGUAGCACACAACAUUCUUCGCUCCCAUGCAACUGUGGUAGAUAUUUACAAGAACAAAUACAAGGCAAAACAACAAGGAUCAAUUGGGAUAUCACUUGAUGUUAUUUGGUAUGAACCAGAAAAUAACUCUACAGUAGAUAUUGAAGCAGCUCAACGAGCUCAAGAUUUUCAGCUUGGCUGGUUUAUCGAGCCUCUAAUCUUUGGAGAUUAUCCAAGCACAAUGAGAAGCAGAGUUGGAAGUCGACUGCCAAAAUUUACUAAAUCUGAGGCUACUCUUGUCAAAGGCUCAUUCGAUUUUAUUGGGAUUAAUCAUUACACUACAUUCUAUGCAAGAAACAAUGCAACUAAUAUAAUUGGUGUUCUACUUAAUGAUUCCCUUUCAGACUCUGGCACCACUACUCUACCUUUCAAAAAUGGACUCCAGCCUAUAGGAGACAGGGCUAAUUCCAUAUGGUUGUACAUAGUACCCCAAGGUAUGAGAAGUUUAAUGAACUACAUCAGGCAAAAGUAUGGCAACCCUACAAUCAUUAUCACUGAAAAUGGGAUGGAUGACCCAAAUAACCCAUUAAUAUCGAUUGCAGAUGCUCUGAAAGAUGAGAAGAGAAUCAAAUUCCAUCAUGAUUACCUAUCCAACCUUCUUGUUGCCAUCAAAGAAGAUGGUUGCAAUGUUAAAGGGUAUUUUGUGUGGUCUCUAUUGGAUAACUGGGAGUGGAGUGCUGGCUACACUUCAAGAUUUGGUCUCUACUUUGUUGACUAUAAGAACAAGCUCAAGAGAUACCCCAAGGAUUCUGUGAAAUGGUUCAAGAACUUCCUUAGUGCUUCCGCUAAUUGAAUCGGAUAGAAUAAUCAAAUUUGCAUUUCCAAAGCACACAUAAAACAUUUUCAUUUGUGUUCAAAUAAGACAAGUUGUUAAGUGAAAAUUAAAAUUAACAUUCUUGG